AUGGCAUGCAGAAUCUAUCUGACUCCAAACAACAAGGUCAAACUAACAGGGGUUGGGGUCUUCCAGGAUCAUGAGUAUUUCGUUCUCGAUAAAGAAAAUGCACAAUGGUAUACCGAGAAGGACAGUGACUUCUUCACAGUGUAUGGUAUGCGGGAGAUGAAGGGCCUCUACCUGUUUCACGAUCGAUGCUGGGGUCGCGUCAUGGAGCAUUUUUCUCCUGAUGAGUUCGAUUUAGUCAGUCUUCACAAGGCUUUAUUACCUUUUCCAAGGUCAACAGCUUUAGAGCCACCUUCGUACUGCCUCGCGAGUAGAUACGAAGAUAAAGAAGAGGCUCUUUAUGCUCUACCCUCUAUCGAUCAACUCAUGCUGUCUCCAAAAGCGGUCCCUAACACCCUGGAUUCAGUCAGAAAGCUGGCGACUAAAACCGAUGUGUUCAGUGUUCUUCCAGUUGAAAUAUCCAACGACAGUAAGAAUCCCGACAAAAUGAGUCACGAGACUGACUGGCGAUUACUUUAUCAUUGUACUUGUAAGAUCAAGUGCGGCCUGGAGUUUGAUUUUCAGAUUGGCAUAUGGGAAUCAAUGAGAUGGUUAAGAGACGCAACUUUGGCCUUCAAAUCCGGUACCACUGAGAUGCCAUUGCACUACCGCGGCAAGGCGCUCCAAGACUACCAUAAUUAUUAUGCCACUUUAUGGAUGGGAAAUACACAUACAGAGUCAGUUGAUAUAGGCCCAUCUCUUAGUGAAAUUGCAAUAUCAGGGGUCAAAAUUGGUGAUUACGCGUAUAUAAGUGGAAUCAAAUUCAUUUUUGAUGAUGAUCGACCAGAUGUCUUGAUCGGCUAUGCAGCACCUGGGGCGACGAUUAUGCAUGGACUGGUUGACGAACGUCAACAAGGACUUAAGUGGAAAUUCCUAGGGAUUCAAAUCAGAGUAAAGGUGUCAAAUCUGCUUGGUUUCAGUUUCUAUACUGAUGAUGAUUACAUCCGAUCGAUCAUGAUACUCCAUCUCACGGAAGUCCAGCUGGCUUUACUCAUGGGACUUACCCUGGGGGGCCAUCCCUCUAUAUUCCUCGUAGAUGAGGUCACCAAAGUCAUUGCUGUAUUUGAAGCGAGUUCAAUUCUAAUUUCUAACACCAUCGACAGAGUCAUGAGACUAACACUAGGAAUAGGGCCUUAA
This is a messenger RNA of Talaromyces proteolyticus, 1173 nucleotides long. RefSeq lists its product as uncharacterized. NCBI's taxonomy places the organism in Eukaryota, Fungi, Ascomycota, Eurotiomycetes, Eurotiales, Trichocomaceae. The coding region runs from base 1 to 1173 and encodes 390 amino acids. The record is from RefSeq and is a predicted model, not a curated record. The transcript is spliced from 4 exons.